AGCAACUGCCAAAGUGCUGUUUUUCCCCUCAUCAUCUCUAUAUCACUAAGCAUAUAAACAACAAGAGAACACUCCAUAAUAUACUCCAUAGUCCAGUGUGUGUAAGAGACAGAACAACAGAUGAAGCAUUUUGCCUUGGUGUUUCUUUUGGCCAUUUUGGUCCCUCAGGAGUGUUUCCAUGUCAGUGUGGAAGCAAGGGAUGAUUUUGUCAGAACUAGAGGCAUCCACUUCACGCUGAAUGGAUACCCUUACUAUGCAAAUGGCUUCAAUGCCUACUGGUUAAUGUACACAGCUUCUGACCCAUCUCAGAGAUUCAAGGUUUCAAAUGCCUUUAGAGAAGCAGCAAGUCAUGGCCUUACUGUUGCUAGAACUUGGGCCUUCAGCGAUGGUGGCUAUAGACCACUACAAUAUUCCCCUGGCUUCUAUAAUGAACAAAUGUUCACGGGGUUAGAUUUCGUUGUAUCAGAGGCCAGAAAGUACGGGAUUAAGCUCAUACUGAGCUUGGUGAACAACUACGAAAAUUUUGGAGGCAAGAAGCAGUAUGUGAACUGGGCUAGAAGUCACGGCCAGUACCUUACUUCAGAUGAUGAUUUCUUUAGGAGCCCUGUUGUUAAGGGUUACUACAUGAACCAUGUCAGGACUGUUCUCAACAGAUACAACAGAUUUACUGGUAUGCAUUACAAAGAUGACCCAACAAUCAUGGCCUGGGAGCUUAUGAAUGAACCUAGAUGCACAUCGGAUCCUUCAGGAAGGACUAUUCAGGCGUGGAUCACGGAAAUGGCUUCGUUUUUGAAGUCCAUAGACAGGAACCACUUAUUGGAAGCUGGACUAGAAGGGUUUUACGGACAAUCAACACCACAAAGAAAAACAAUGAAUCCCGGUUUCAACAUAGGAACAGACUUCAUCGCAAAUAACCGAAUCCCGGCCAUUGAUUUUGCAACAGUCCACUGCUACCCCGACCAAUGGGUAUCGAGCUCAAAUAUUCAAUACCAGCUUUCAUUCUUGAACAACUGGUUGAGUGCCCACUUCAUAGACGCGCAAUACCAUAUAAAGAAACCAAUACUGGUGGCAGAAUUUGGGAAAUCAUUUAAGGGUUCGAGUUCGUACGAGAGGGAUCAGGUGUUCAAUGCAGUGUAUUACAAAAUAUACGCUUCUGCAAAGAGAGGAGGUGCAGCGAGUGGAGCACUGUUCUGGCAGCUUCUAACGGAGGGCAUGGAGUCUUUCCAAGACGGUUACGGAAUCAUUCUUGGGCAGAGUUCCUCUACGGCCAAUCUCAUUGCUCGCCAGUCCCGCAAGCUGUACCUGAUUCGGAAGAUCUUCGCAAGGGUCGCGAACAUGCGGCGAUGGCAAAGGGCCAGAGCCAGAGGAUUUUCUGGCUCCGGAGGUGGAAACGGAGGCAGAUACAUUGACAACUGAGAACAUGUUUGGUUUGCAGUUUCAGGAUUUUAUCUGUUAAAUUUACAUUGAAACGCGCGUCACAGUAUUUUUAACUGAAAAGCUUGUUUGUGUUGGGAAGACAGACAUCUUUCAUAUACGAGUUUCUCUACCGAGUGUUUGGAAGGCGAUGGAGGAGGGCCCACCGGAACCAACGGAAGACCUUGGAGAUGAAUCAUAAUGUUUUCUUAUAACUACGUUGACAUAUGUUUUCAUUGUUUCAGCUUCUCUCUUUUUUUUUUGUUUAUACAGAGCAAAGCAGCUGGUAAGUUUUUCCAUGGCGUCUACUUGUAGGUUACUCAACCUCACUUUAGUUUUUAACUUUGGAAAGAAUGUUAUUUGUGUUUAGUACUUGAUAUCUGUAGAAAAAGAAUGCAAAACAAAGCGCAAAUGUAAGUUUGAAUCAAAAUAUGUUAUAAACUCAAGUUUAUACUAA
Glycine soja is the source of this 1870-nucleotide messenger RNA. RefSeq names its product mannan endo-1,4-beta-mannosidase 7-like. The coding region runs from base 121 to 1416 and encodes 431 amino acids. NCBI's taxonomy places the organism in Eukaryota, Viridiplantae, Streptophyta, Magnoliopsida, Fabales, Fabaceae. Gene Ontology annotation, molecular function: hydrolase activity, hydrolyzing O-glycosyl compounds. The record is from RefSeq and is a predicted model, not a curated record. The transcript is spliced from 5 exons.